Molecule: messenger RNA, 687 nt
Organism: Chironomus riparius
Lineage: Eukaryota; Metazoa; Arthropoda; Insecta; Diptera; Chironomidae
Source: the annotation of a GenBank genome assembly
AAAAAAGUCUUGUUUAAAAAAUGUCACGAAAAUUGAUUUCCAUCACAGACGAUGUUGUCGAUUCAGAAAGCAUAUCAAAAUUGAAAUCAUGGGAGAAUGAUGAAAAUCCUCACGUAUCAAAGCUUUUGGGAAAAAUUGGAUCGAAGAGUGACAAAAUACUUUCAAUGAUUUCGCAACUGGAAGGGAACAAAAAGUUGGAUAUUUUCGACACUGAAAAGGUCUCGGUGGAUCCAAAAGUCUCAAAGAUUCAGCAUAAAGCAGUAGGAAGGAAGAAGACAAAUGAUGAAAUUAUAGAUAAUGCGGCAAUGGGAUCGAGCGGAAUUUCCAACAGCUACCCAAAAGAAAGGAAAACGAUUGAAGAGCAAAAGAGAGAAGCGGCAGAAAGAGAACAGAAAGCGCUGGAAGCCUGUCAAAAAGGAAAGCGACCUGAAAUUGUUAAAUUCUCUAAUCAAAUUAAUUAUCCAAAUGAAAAGAAUAUCAGCCUUGAAAGUUUGAAACUGAACGAUGAUGAUGAAUUGAAGCCACAGCCAGCCUCAAAGACACCGAGUCUCAUUUUGCCUCAAUUUCAUACAAAGAACUUUGUAAGCUUGAAUUUCAUUCUUAUUUUGCUAAAGGCAUAACUUAGAUUUGUUGAGAAUUGUUAUCCAAGGACUUGAGUUAUUAUUAUGGAGAUAAAAUGGAAUCGAU